GGUCACCCCUAGCAACAAAAGACGCUUUCACAUAUACUGAAGGCAGCUGGCGCUGUGCGCGUUCCCCAGUCAUGUGUGACUGGCUGUUGUAAAAGUCACUCAACUAUCAAUUAAACCGGGCACUUUGUUUUAUGGCUGCUCACUCAGCAACCAGUGCACAGCAACAGAGUCUCACCACCAUACAGUAAGCGUAGGCCCUGUGUGUCUGUGCGUGUCCGUGGGUUGAACAGGCAGCCUCGCAGCAAGCAAGCAAGCAUGUCCCCGAAGAAGAAGACAAAAAAGACCGCAGAGAAAAGUCCAGAAAAAUGUCAAAAUGACGUGGAAGAAAAGCGUAGGCACAGUAUUCUGGAUAUAGCCAUUCUGCAGGAUCACAUAGCCUUACAGUGUGAGGCUUUAAGAAGGAUCCAGUCAGACAGAGCUGACCUGAGGAGACGUGUGAGAGACAUGGAACAGAAGCUGCAGCACGAGAGACAAGACCACAGGGACAUCUACUGGGACCUCAGUCGCCAGUACAAAACCAUGCAGACCGAACUGACCAACAAGGUGAAGAAACUGGAACAGGAAGUCAGCCAGCUGAAGGAAGACCUUGCCCUAUCACAGGAGGAACUGAGCAAAGAGAAAAGUGAGCGUAAGCACGUGGAGCAGGAGAAGGAUGCCAUCAUAGCAGACCUUCGACAAAAGCUGGACAACAUGGAGUCAGACUAUGAGAAGAUCCUUCAUGAGACUCUCGACAGCCUGAGUUCCCAGCUGUCUGCGACUCGACAGGAUUGGGAAGACGAAAGCGCAACCCUUCAUCAAAAGUACAAGGAGCUGCUCUCUGAAUUUGGCCUAAAUGCACUGGAUCUUUAAAAUACAGGAGCCUGACAUAUACAGUAAGAACAGCUGCUAUUGCUCAGUGAGAUGUGUUUGUUUAAUGCUGUAGCUACAGCACUGACUCUGUUUGAUCUGCUAGAGUGCUGUGUAUGGCUCACCUGAAACUGUAUGGAUGUUAAUAUAUAUUUUACCAGCAGAAUACAGAAUAGGAAGUAGAUCACCAUGUAGUGGCAUGUAGCGCCCACUAGAUGUAGCAAAUGACUGCUUGUGGUCAGGAAGAUGGUGGCCACUGACACUCAGUUGCUAUUAGAGCAUUACAGUGUGUAUACUGUAUUUUAUAUGAAUAUUAGUAGUACAGUAAGUAUUUUGUUGUCUAUAUAGAAGAGCGC
Messenger RNA from Pelmatolapia mariae (spotted tilapia), 1202 nucleotides. It is a transcript of the gene drc12, whose product is annotated as dynein regulatory complex subunit 12 homolog. The record is from RefSeq and is a predicted model, not a curated record. Bases 256 to 849 code for a protein of 197 amino acids. NCBI's taxonomy places the organism in Eukaryota, Metazoa, Chordata, Actinopteri, Cichliformes, Cichlidae. The transcript has 6 exons.